ACGUGCCCGCGUUUUCGCCACGUGCAUUGCCUGGAGAGUAGUUCUUCUAGCAAGUGGCAGAGCAGUUCGAAUUCGGAAUCCAACAGCCGUUGUUGUGCAGUCCGAUCCUUCGCUCUUACGAGGCGCUGCAUUUCCGUUCCGUGGAGCUCAGCAUCGUCAUCCCAUCAAGAGCAACGUCUGAUCACAACUUUGUUAAAGGUAUGGACCACUCUCGACACCCUGUGCAACGGCGAUCACCAUCCCCGUCACCGGCUCCCAUGGACACAGGUUUCCAGGAAGUCCCGCCAUCCAACCCAGGCGUAGGUGGUCCGACGCACAGCAGGAUCAUCGUCCAUGUCGCGCGUCGCUACGGCCCUCCCAAGCGGUUUGCCACCUUUACCAAAUUUCAAGUACUUGCACACUUCUGUCUACAGUCCAGGGAAAGAGUCUCGCACCAUGACCUCUCUCCUUGCGGAAGGUGAGAGUUUUGGACCACCGCUACCAGGAGGACUGGGAAGAUUGAAUGUUGGCGUUCAAUUAGCAUAUCCGGCGAGGGGAAUGGCAUGUGAAGGUGGGUAUGUGCAUGAUGGCCAUGGUACGGGGGCCAGUGUUGAUAGGCCACAUACACCUCCAGCAUUGUCUGCAUACUCCAUGUCGGCGGGAGGGGUGGGGGGGUGUCCAUUCGCCAUCUUUCGCACCAGCGCCAGCGCCAGCGAACUCCAUGUCCGGGAGAGAGGGGGGCGGGUGUCCAUUCGCCAUCUUUCUCACAAGCGCCGGCGAACUCCAUGUCGGGGGGAGGAGGGGGUGGUGUCCAUUCGCCAUCUUUCGCACUAGCGCCAGCGCCAGCGAACUCCAUGUCCAGGAGAAGGUGGGGGGGGUGUUCAUUCCCCACCUUUCACACAAGCGCUAACGAACUCCAUGUCGGGGGGAGGAGGGGGUGGUGUCCGUUCGCCAUCUUUCACACCAGCGCCAGUGAACAGCACCCACGUUCGACCGCAGUUUAUGUACUCUUCCGACAGCGGACUAUACCAUGCUUCUGCACCUCUGGCAGGGGCAGCUGUCUCUGCCACGACUGGUGAUGUCCAGACGGAAAGCCAUUGUCGUGACUAUUAUGAUGGAGGAGAUCCCAUCAUCGACGCCGACAUGGGUGACGCUUUCACCGAACCCGCCGUUGACAUUGUGGGGACCCAAGGUGGAGGACGUGCGACUGUACGCAUCGACGACAACGAAGGGGCUACGCAGUGUGAUGACGUCAUUCCAUGGCCGGAUCGCGUGGAAAGGUCUGCACGGGCGGAGGGGGGAGGUCGUGGGGGACAAGACAAGGGCAAGGCGAGAGUUCGGGGUCCCGACUGGACAGAGAAGGAGAGCAUGGGACUGGGGAGGAUGAUGUUCGAGGAAGACUGCGCGCAGCAAAGCAGGCAGGGGAGGCAGAAGAUCAAGGGGAGACGGGAGAAGUACGAUUGGAUUAUUGGGAAAAUGGUGGAGCAAGGAUUCCCCAAACGCACCAUGGAGGACUGCGAGUCGAAGUUCUAUGGCCUUCUCGAUAAAGCAAAAAAGAUCCACGAUUACACCAGCAAAUCUGGCAAGCCGAGCUACCGGGACAUGUCACGUUCGGAGAAAAAGGAGGCGGGCCUUCGAUUAACAUACGAGAAACGAAUGUUCGAUGCCCUGCAAUGGAAGCUUGGGAAGGCGGAUGGCUCCUGCGAGGGCAUGAUGCACAGUGUGAAUUUGCAGGGAGGGCAGACCAGCAUGGUGACAGAUGAUGAUGAAACUGGUGGCAGCAGCGAGAGUGAAGGGAGUCGGCGAAAAGCAGACAGCGACAGCGCUGACGGGGCGAAGUUUAGGAGGACUGGGGGAGGGAGCAGCCACAACCGGCGAUCGGCGCCAGAGAGUUCAAGUGACGCUUCGAGGGGAGGUUUGUUCGCUGACAUAGCACGUGCUCUUGUCGAAGCGAAUGACCGUCAUGCUGACAAGAUCGCGGGGAGUUUAGUACAGGUCAUGAAUGGGAUGAACAAGACCAUGGAAGAAGGUAACAGCACGCUGUUGCAAUGCUUCACGAUGCUUUUUGGUGCGAUGGCGGGACGCCCUGCAUUCGUUCCUCCAGGGGCCAACCACACGGGUUCGCGUGUGCGGAAGUUCGAUCUGACGCCUGUCCAUCUGCGUGUCACUUUCCUGACUGCUUUGUUUCAGGAUUCCCGAAAGGGAGCGUGCACGCGUCGUGGCGACAUGUCAUCUUCUCCGCUGUGCAGUGUUGGCGAGGUUGUAGACAUGGCGGGCGAUUUCAUGCUCACCCACAGGCGCCUCAUCCAACAAGCGCAUGAGCUUGCACGGAAGUGAGGUGUGUUGUUCACGUGCGUGUCGAGUAUGGUGGACGAGCUGCAGCGUCUACAGGGCGAACUAGAGAAGGCAAACAUGAGAGAAGGUGUGACCGUGUCAAGGGCCGAAGCUGCGGAGCGAUCUGCUGUUGUCCUGAGGCAGGAAGUGCUGCGCCUGCAGCAGCAAUUAGCGCUUUAUGAAGGGGGUUCUGAGCAUAACCCCGGAGAGCCUGACAAUUUUGUCACAACUGUGCAGAGCCCCGGCUGCAGGCGAGGAGGAACUGUUGCCAACGUCACAGUUUCGGUGGGUCACAUGCAACGUGACUCCGCUCAACGCACACCUCCGCAAGGGCGGGUGUCUGCUGACAACAGGUCGCAGGACACCAACCGCCGUGACGUCACGACGGUCGCUGAUCAGUUGAGGAGACUCAGGAGAGCCAUGUGUAUGGAGGGUGAUUCCGUGAACGACCUCCGGUAAUGCUGUGUUCGGGGUAGUGGUUUGAGGUUGCUAUCCGACGGAAUUAUUUUUUUUUAAUUCAGUUUCGACUGUUUUGUACACUGAAUUAAAAAUAGUGUGGCGGUUUGGUGGGGAUGCCCACCUGUGCCUGGCCAAUUUUGGUUUCAAUGUAGGUGUGUCGAUCAGCAGGUAGCAGUAGCACCCGUGCAGUUUUGAUGGGUACGUACUGGAAGCGGCCAAGUAUUUUUAUUCAGUAUGAUGUUUUCGAUUUGUUGUUUUCGUGUCUCCUCGAACUGAUGAAACGACCGAUGGCUGAUGUUCGAAUCACCAUGGAAGAUUCCAUGGUUAUAUUGCAUUUUUAAAU
Molecule: messenger RNA, 3115 nt
Organism: Chara braunii
Lineage: Eukaryota; Viridiplantae; Streptophyta; Charophyceae; Charales; Characeae
Source: the annotation of a GenBank genome assembly